Molecule: messenger RNA, 1050 nt
Organism: Didymella exigua CBS 183.55
Lineage: Eukaryota; Fungi; Ascomycota; Dothideomycetes; Pleosporales; Didymellaceae
Product: protein transport protein YIF1
Exons: 3
Coding region: 1-1050 (349 amino acids)
Biological process (GO): endoplasmic reticulum to Golgi vesicle-mediated transport
Cellular component (GO): COPII-coated ER to Golgi transport vesicle; endoplasmic reticulum-Golgi intermediate compartment; endoplasmic reticulum membrane
Source: RefSeq, a predicted model, not a curated record
AUGCAGCGCCCCGGCUAUCCGCAGCAGCCGCCCGCGCACUCACCACCACUCCACCACCCGAUCCCCCAGCACGUCUCGACGGUCCCCCAGCUGCGCUCGCCGCCGCCGCCCCAGCCGCCCUCGCAGCCCUCGAGCGGCUACGGCUACGGCGCGCCGGGCGGAGGCGGCAUGCACCAGCAGCAGCAGCAGCAGCAGCAGCAGCAGAGCGGCGGCUUCGGCCAGCACCCGGCGUUUGGCGGCUUUGUCAGCGACCCCUCGGCGCAGCUGGGGCUGCAGAUGGGGCAGACGGCCUUCAACGCGGGCCAGCAGUACCUCGACCAGAACAUUGCAAAGUACGUCUCGGUCGGCGCGCUGAAGCACUACUUCAACGUGUCCAACUCGUACGUCCUCGCCAAGCUGCGCAUCAUCCUGUUCCCCUGGUGGCACAAGCCGUGGUCGCGCCAGCAGCGCCACGCAUCGGACGCGUCGUCGGCGGCGGCGGCGGCGGCCAACCUCUACCUGCCGCCGCGCGAGGACCCCAACUCGCCCGACAUGUACAUACCGACCAUGGCGCUGGUCACGUACAUUUUGCUGUCGACGCUGCUCGCGGGGCUGCGCGGCGCCUUCCACCCGGAGCUGCUGGGCUACACGGCGAGCGUGGCCGUGGCCGUCAUGGCUGCCGAGGUGGUCGUGCUCAAGACAGGCACCUACCUGCUGGCCAUCACCUCGUCGAGCCAGCUGCUGGACCUGGUCGCGUACAGCGGGUACAAGUUUGUGCACGUCAUUGUCUCGCUGCUGCUGAGCCAGCUGCUGGCCUCGGUCGGCGCGGGGGGGUACUGGCUCAGCUGGGCCGUCUUCGCCUACUUUUUCAGCGCAAACGCCUUCUUCCUGCUGCGCAGCCUGCGCUACGUGCUGCUGCCGGACCAGGCUGCCCAGAGCAGCUUCGGCGGCCCUGGGCCCGCCGCCGGCUACACCGUCGCCAAGGCCCAGCGCAACAGGCGCACCCAGUUCCUGUUCGUCUACAGCUACCUCGUCCAGCUGGCCUUUAUGCUGUGGCUGAGCAAGGUUUGA